AUGAAUGUUUCGAUAUUUAAAAGAACCCUUAAUCCUAAGUAAUUUUUAUAUUAAUUUAGGAUACAAAAGCAAAAGAGUAUUUAUGUAAAAGUCAUUAAGAAGGUAUAGAAUUGCUUUUAAUUGAUGAAAAAAAUAAAGUUUAAAAAUUUGCUUGUAUUUAAUGUGUAUCAGAAAAAUAAGGAAGAUAUUUAACACUUGAGUAAUUGGAGUAGUCGUUUAGUGAUUACUAAUAAUAAUCAGAAAAGUCAUUAAGACAUUUUUAAUAAUUAAAGAAUCAAUAAAUAAGUAACAGCAUUAGCAUGUUAAGGCAAGCUAAAGAAGACUAUACAUAAAAAAUAAAUCUAUAUAUUAAAUAAUUAGAGGAAAGUUCAAAGUCUUUUGAAAAUAUCAUUCAUUCAACUUUAUAAUUUAAGGAUCAAAAUAUAUUUAAAUUAGAAUAAGACCAAGUAUUACAAAUAUUAGAACCAGUAUAUUUGAAUCAAAGUCCAAAUCAUUAUUUUUAAAUAAUAAAUAAUUCAUUAGAAUAGGAUAGCCAGUUGUAUAUCAAUUUUGAAUAAAGUAUGAAAGAGUUGAUUACACUUCAAUUUCAAAAUUCAAACCAAAUCUUUCUAGAAUAAUUAAGGCAAAGGUUUUUAUUGAAGUCACUUGUAAAUAAGAUUAAAGAAUAAAAUGAAAAUAAUAAAUUUGAUUAUCUUAUAUCAGGUGAUAGUUGUAAUCAAGCUAACCUUAUUUUUGAAAAUUAAAUAAAUAUUUUUCUGUUUAAUAAAAUGCAAAUGUGCAUACAAUAUGAAUAAUUUGUAAAAAAUUUUGAAAAUCGUAAUAAGCUAUCUUUUGAAUAAGUCCAAUUGAAUUAAAAUUUAACAGAAGAAUAAAAUAAAUUAAAAUAAUAAUAUAAUAAUUGUGAAUAAUGGAAUGAAAUUUAUAAAAUGAAUUUAGAAAAGAAAAUUAUCUACUUAGAAAGUUUAAAGACUAAAAUUAAUUCAAUUAAUUUUUGCAAUCAAAUAUAAAAUGAAAUGUAAAUUUAAACUGAUGAAACAAUAUAAAGCAUGGAACAAAAAAUAAAUUAGGUUUUCUAUUAAUUUUAUUUUUAGUAUGAGGGAAAGAUCUUUCAACUUUAAAAGGAAAAAGAUAAUUUAAACCAUCCAAUAAAAAUUAAAUGUAAUUAAUUUAUACUUACUAAAAAAAUUAGAAUAAACUUCUAUCUAACCUCAAUCAUUGGCAGUUAAGUAAACAAAUCGUAUUCAAAAAGGUUGAAAUUACUUAAUAUUAAAAAUUAUUAAUUCUAUUCUCAUGUAUUUUCUUUUCAUUAAAUGACUUUGAUAAAUUUCUUUCUUAUAAUUGAGCUUAAGUGUCUUAAAUAUUAUUCCCAGUAUUUUCACUGGUAUAUUCAAUCUAAGCAGUUUUAUUGUUGUUGA
Paramecium pentaurelia is the source of this 1415-nucleotide messenger RNA. The record is from the annotation of a GenBank genome assembly. Lineage: Eukaryota; Ciliophora; Oligohymenophorea; Peniculida; Parameciidae.